UUGGAACAACACGGGGAAAGCGGAAGUCAGGCGUUUUAUCCUGAAGGCAUUAACCGGAAAUGUGCCUCACCCGGUGGGGCUUGACUCUUAGAUGGUUCGGAGUGCUCGCAACUUGAACAAGAGACACAAAACGACUGCUGAAAGUCGCUCGUUCAUUGCGGGCGGACGUUCGGAAGCAACUACAUCGGCCACCGGAAGACUGGAAGUAAUUCGUCUCGGUGCCAUUUGCUCGGGAUGUUCCGCUUGUGCUCGGUUCGGCUGCCGAGGCUCCAGGCGGGCGGAGCCGCUCACCGCUGGCCGCGGCGUCCGCUCGGAACUCACGGCCGCAACGAGCCCAGGGAGCCGCUGAACUCGCCCAAGCGGGCCAAAGAGUUCAUCUACCGGCUGCAGGCACGCGAGAGGUCCUGUUUGCUCAAGGAGCUCCAGAACUUCGAAUCCAUCGCCAUCGCCCAAGAGACUGUGGAACCCUCGCCACCCACUGCAGCUCAGAUUAGAUAUGUUUUAUUCCACAACACCCUCCCUUUCAUCGGCUUUGGUUUCCUGGACAACGCCAUCAUGAUCUCCGCUGGAACGCAGAUCGAGCUCUCCAUCGGAAUCACGCUGGGAAUCUCCACCAUGGCCGCCGCCGCUCUGGGGAACCUGGUUUCCGACUUGGCGGGUCUCGGCUUGGCAGGCUACGUGGAGGCGCUGGCGUCCAGACUGGGCAUGCAGGUCCCGGACCUGACCCCCAAGCAGGCCGACAUGUGGCAGACCCGUCUCAGCUCGCACACGGGCAAAGCCAUCGGCGUCUUCAUCGGCUGCGUUCUGGGGAUGUUCCCGCUCUUGUUCAUCAGCGACGACGACGACAAGAAGGCCAAAGCGGAGAAGCGGGCGCCAUCCUGAUGCAGAAACGGACGGCAAAGCUCACGCGGGAAGCCGCGUUCUCGCUAACUUCCUGUCCAACACUACCAGCCAACCUGCUGACUGACCGCUACCUCCCGGUGCACGCGAUCAUUGCAUGCAUUGUGACGCACAAAUUAUUUUUUUUAUGGAGGGGACGUGCUUGCUUAGAAUGUCCUAACUGCUAAACAAACAACUUAAAUGGAGGAAAUAUAUACCGUAGAUAUGUUUUUGCACAAAUACGAGCUUCUGUGGCUACAAAUGAGGUAGAACGUUAAGAACAAGUAGUUUGGGUUUUCUUUUAUUUUGGUAGUGUUCACUAUUUAGAGGGAGGUGACCCUCCAGAUGUUUUUGCACCAAAGUCAACUCUCUUUUGUCUUCAUUUUUUGUCACACUCAAAAUGACAAAUUAUUAUUUACAUGGAUUCAGAGACAAAGAAAUUCUGGAACGUUCUCUCGUGACGCAAUGAAAGCGAACCCAUUGACUCUAACAUGCCUUAUUUUGCAUGGAAACAUUUUUUUUUUCUGACAAAUACUUCAGCAAUAUUUUGUAUAUUCUGUGGAACAAUUUCUUCCUAAAUUGACCAAGAUGAACUUUCCAGGGAGUCAAAAUGAGAUGUUUGUUCUUUUUACUACACGUACAACACAUGUUUUUGUACCACUCUGUCAUAAAUAUGUUUUAAUAAAAGAGAAAUGAAUUCA
Messenger RNA from Syngnathoides biaculeatus (alligator pipefish), 1580 nucleotides. It is a transcript of the gene tmem65, whose product is annotated as transmembrane protein 65. Gene Ontology annotation, cellular component: mitochondrion. The transcript is spliced from 7 exons. Lineage: Eukaryota; Metazoa; Chordata; Actinopteri; Syngnathiformes; Syngnathidae. The record is from RefSeq and is a predicted model, not a curated record. Gene Ontology annotation, biological process: cardiac ventricle development; regulation of cardiac conduction. Bases 235 to 882 code for a protein of 215 amino acids.